This is a messenger RNA of Morone saxatilis (striped sea-bass), 1713 nucleotides long. RefSeq names its product UDP-glucuronosyltransferase 2B1-like. Lineage: Eukaryota; Metazoa; Chordata; Actinopteri; Moronidae. The record is from RefSeq and is a predicted model, not a curated record. Gene Ontology annotation, molecular function: UDP-glycosyltransferase activity. The transcript is spliced from 2 exons.
UUGGACAAACAGGCAGCAGAAUGGACCACUUCAGUCAGGGACAUGUAGAGUUAUACAUUGACUUGCAUUUCAACUUUUGCAUGAUAACCUCAGACACUGGAUUCUUUUUGGCUGGGGAGAGAAGUCACAGAGUCUGAGUGAUGGGGUCAUAUCCAGCCCUGGCGUUUAUCCUGCUGUUUUCUGCAACUCUGUGCUUCAGUUGUGAUGGUGGAAAAGUGUUGGUUUACCCCAUAGAUGGAAGCCACUGGAUUAAUAUGAAAAUCUUGGUGGAGAAGCUACAUUCUCAGGGCCAUCAAAUAACAGUCAUACGCUCCUCUACCAGCUGGUAUGUUUCUGAAUUCUCACCCCAUUACACCUCCAUCACCAUCGCCCAGGAACAGUCCCAAAACAUUGAGAGCCAGGACUUAAUGACCUCUUACUUGAAGAGGACAAUAGAGAUCCGUCGCAGUAAAGGCUCACUAUGGGCCUUUCUGGAUUUUUAUAGGAACCUUUUCAACAUGUUAGGGGAGAAUCAGGAAGUUGUGGCAAAACUGGUCAUCAGUAUCUUUGAGAAUAAGACACUAAUGAAGGAGCUGAAGGAAACUGGAUAUGAUCUUUGUCUGACUGACCCUGCAUUUCCAGGUGGAGUGCUGUUAGCACAUUAUCUCCAGCUUCCCAUGGUUUUUAAUGUGCGCUGGCUUUUCAGUGGAGAGGCACACUUCGCCAUCGCUCCUUCUCCUCUCUCCUAUAUCCCUGAACUGUUCUCUGAAUACUCUGAUAAAAUGGACUUUUUUCAAAGAAUCAAUAAUAUAAUCCGUCAUGCCAUAUUGGUCUACAUGUACUACUAUAUCUCAAAUCCACCAUACCAGGCUGUGUGUGAUCGUUAUUUUGGACCUGAUGUCAACGUCAUGUCUCUCAUCCAGGGAGCUGAUCUCUGGCUAAUGCGGGUUGACUUUAUAUUUGAGUUCCCUCGUCCCACCAUGCCCAAUGUCGUCUACAUCGGAGGGUUCCAGUGUAAGCCCUCCAACCCUCUUCCAUUAGAUUUAGAGGAAUUUGUGCAGAGUUCUGGUGAACAUGGGGUGGUCGUAAUGACUCUGGGGACCCUGCUGGGCGACCUCGGCCCUGAGAUAUCAGAGAUCAUUGCUUCAGCAUUUGCCAACCUCCCUCAAAAGGUUGUGUGGAGACACAUUGGAAAAAGACCUACUCUGGGACAAUAACACCAAUGGCUGGCCAAGUGCUGCCCUCAAAACGAUAUCACUGGUCAUAAAUCAAAAAACUAAGUGUUUACUAAUGGAAUUUAUGAGGCCAUCUACCACGGUGUCCCAGUUCUGGGAAUUCCUCUCAUCUUUGAUCAGUAUGACAACAUGGUACGCAUGAAAGCUCGGGGAGGGGCUGAGAUUGUUGACGUGACAACCUUGGAUGUUGAGUCUCUGACAACUGCUCUGAAGAAUAUGCUAGACCCAGAAAAGCCAUACAAACAGAAUAUGCUCAAACUGUCACAGCUUCAUCAUGACAAACCAAUAAAACCCAUAGACAGUGCCAUUUUCUGGAUAGAGUACGUCAUGAGGUACAAGGGUGCAGCACAUCUGCGCACCGAGUCAUACAAGUUGCCAUGGUAUGCCUAUCACUCUCUAGAUGUGAUGGCAGUCUUUGUGGUAUUUGGUCUGCUGAUUAUUGCAUUAGUUUGCUUUUCCUGUAGAUGUCUCAUUGGAAUGGACGUUUGAAAGGAUGAAG